AUGACAGAGUCCAUCCGGAUCGCCGGCUUCAUCGACAUCAACCGGGAAGAGACCAACCUCUGUGCGGAGCAUCUGGUCCGCGUCUUCCUCGCGCGCCGGGUGCUGCCCCUUCAGCGGCGUGCCCACAAGAUCAGCGAGAUGUCGGGGCCAAUGGACCCGACAAGGAUCACAACCCAUCGGCUUAGCCGUACCGACUUGGUCCUUAAGGCCAAGCAGAUCUGCCAGAACCCGCUAAGUUCUAGCGGGGGAUAUGGGCUGGCCCCCUAUAGCCGCCGCAACUCUCCUCCGCGGCGAAACUUUCGCCGGAUCGGCCAGGAGCAUCCAGCUUCCUACACGCCGGAUCGGAUCUUUCAGGACGACCUCGACGCCAAUCCCUACGUGAGGGGAAGGCAGCAGAUGGGUCGCACCCACACCCCUCAUCCCGGCUCCGAGGGCCGGAAGAACAAGGCGCCCGCUACCGAGGCCGGCUCAAGCCAUGCUCCUCCUGCCAAGCGCUCCCGGCAGGAAGUCGUCGGUGGGAGGAAGGUUACCGCCAAGCAUCACCGGAAGAUGCCAGUUGCCUCUGGGCCUACCCUCAAGAUAACUAAGAGCGCCUCUGGCAUGAAGCCGGAGAGCUCUGAGGAUUCGCCCAUGGCCUCACCUCCUCCUCAACCAAGUCUGGUACCAUAUGGUGCCGGCAAACCUUCUGCCUCCCCUCUGGGGGGCAGCACAAGUACGGGGCGCGCGGCCCCUAAACCUCCACAGCACCGCUCGGAGGGGAAACCUGUUUCUCCUCCUAGGACCCAAGAUACCGGCGCUAGCAACAUCGGCGCCGGUGCUGAAGACGCCGGGCAGGGGGAACCUCUAGUUCCUCCUAUCCCAAAGAAGAAGAAGAAGAAGAAUACUGCUUCCUCUCCCUCCAAGGCCGCGCCGGACUCUUCCGGGCCGGCCAGCUCCUCUCUGGCCAAGGAAGCUCCUGGGGCUUCUGCGCGGUCUAAGACUCCAACGCCUCCACCGGCCGCUUCUACUGGCGGGCCCGCUCCUGCGCCUUCUUCGCUGGUGUUGCACACCAGCCGCACCUCCGUCGUGGCCGGAGAAUCGCUGGGCCGGAUCACCGAGCUAACCCGCGGAGGAGUGGAACUGGGGUAUCUCGCUGAUUACGCCCAUAAGUGGAAUCAGGCGGAUCUGCCCCCUGCUACCUGCGGCCUGGGGAAGGAUAGGCUGCCGGUUGCGGACCCUGCCGGCCCCCGGAGCACCGCCCAGCACUUUGGCCGGUUGCAGCGCGCUAUCAAAGAAUUUGACACCGCGUGGCACGACGCCAACAACAAUGUGGUGGCACAGCUCAGGGCGGUCGAAUCCCGGCAUUCCCAGGAGCUCGAGAAGGUCCGGGCGGCAGCGGAGGUCAAGCUGAACGAAUCCUUGGAGGAGUUCACGAACUCCACCGCGGUGUUGCGGGCUGAGCUGGAGGAGCGGACCAAGGCUCAGGAGGAUCAGAGCAAGGCACGGGAGCUAGCUGAAAACCAGGUUGCCGCCCUCAUGACGGAGCAGAAAGACUACGACCGGUUGGUCGUGCAAACCGACACGCUGCUCCUCAGGAUCUUUCCGGACUCCCAGGAGUACGCCGUCCGGAAGGUAGAGGAGCGCAGGACGGAGCUGUCUUUCCGCGACCGGGAGCUUCCCUGGGAUGCGUAUGACCACCUGGUCGCGCUCUCCUCCCGUGUCCAGCACAUGCGCGCCGUGGACUGGCACUUGGUCGAUCUGCCAGAUCAUGCCAAGGAGAUCUGCAAGGUGCUAUGGCCUGAGGAGGCUGUGCCGGAGAGCGUAACGCUUAUCUCUGACCACCUGGAUCUGGAUGCCUUUCACGCCGUUCGUGACGAAGCACCCACAGACAUGGAUCCGGCCUUGACCGCCAAGCGCCAGGAUCGUGCCUACCGGAUUGCGGAGUUCGCCCCCUUCCGCACCUUCAUUCCUCCCCCUCCUGAAGUCAAAGAUGCGCUCUCUGAUGACGAGGAAGACAUCGAGGAGGAGGAGGAAGAAGAAGCCGGAGAAGGCGCUGCUCCCCCGGAAGCUCCUGAGGCCGGUGCUCAGCUCCCUGUUUCCUGA
Molecule: messenger RNA, 2082 nt
Organism: Lolium perenne
Lineage: Eukaryota; Viridiplantae; Streptophyta; Magnoliopsida; Poales; Poaceae
Source: RefSeq, a predicted model, not a curated record